This is a messenger RNA of Rhizoctonia solani, 1098 nucleotides long. RefSeq lists its product as uncharacterized. Lineage: Eukaryota; Fungi; Basidiomycota; Agaricomycetes; Cantharellales; Ceratobasidiaceae. The coding region runs from base 1 to 1098 and encodes 365 amino acids. The record is from RefSeq and is a predicted model, not a curated record. The transcript is spliced from 10 exons. Gene Ontology annotation, molecular function: dioxygenase activity.
AUGUCUGUCACAAUUUCGACUACCAUCAACGGCUCUGUACCUCUUCCAGAGCCCAAUACCGCGUUACCUCCUGAUGCCGAUACUCUCCCCAUUAUCGACGUCUCAUCAUAUAUCCCAAACCACCCGAACAACACUCCCGAGGCACGCCAACAGACUGCAAAGGCUUUGCAUGCAGCCUGCCGCGACUUUGGUUUCUUCUAUCUCAAUAUCGCAAGUCUGAUCGAGGAAGCUCAGACAAACGAACUUGCGGAACUUGGUCACCAGUUUUUCAGGCUUAAGCAGGAGGUAAAAGAUGCUCUGCAUAUCCAAAAUCAGGAUCUAGCAAGGGGGUAUCAGAGACUGGGAGAAAACAUAACCCAAGGAAAGACAGACAUGCACGAAGGCCUCGAUUUUUAUGCUCCGGUAGCCAAACCAGACAAGACCAAACCCCUCUGGGGAGAGAACCAAUGGCCAACUGACGAAGACCUUCCUGGCUUCAGAAGCGCGUACGAAAAGUGGAUUGUUCAGAUGAAAGAGCUAGGUUUUGUAGUAAUGGAAGCUAUGGCGGAUGGUUUGGGGAUGACCGGAGAAGAGUGGCUGGACUUGAGGGCAAAGAUCGACGAUAGUUUCUGGGUGAUGAGAGUUAUUGGCUACCCACCACUCAAAGACGAGGCCGAUGGUAUAUCCUGCGGCGCGCAUAAAGACUACGGGUGUCUAACCCUCCUCUUCGCGGAUCCUACUCCUAGGGCACUUCAAGUUUUCCGCCAUGCAGCAAAGACCGAAAAUCUUGAGGAAGCAGGCCCAGGCGAGUGGAUCAAUGCAGAUCCUAUCCCUGGUUGCGUAGUGUGUAACAUCGGUGAGAUGUGGGAAAUCUGGACGAACGGCCUGUACAAGAGCACAAUUCACAGAGUAGUUCAUCGAGGCACUAAUUUCCGCGUUUCAGUUCCGUUCUUUUUCGAACCCAACUUCGACGCACUUGUGGAACCUCUUCCUGCAGCACUUCGUCUACCAGAGGUUCAAGGCAAAGCAGAAGAACGAUAUCAAUCAGUGGUUUAUGGUGAAUUCCUUUACAAGAAGGUCUCGAAUAACUUCUCCCUUGGGAAAGGGCGAUACGACUAG